Malassezia japonica is the source of this 1005-nucleotide messenger RNA. Its product is annotated as dihydrofolate synthase. Bases 1 to 1005 code for a protein of 334 amino acids. Lineage: Eukaryota; Fungi; Basidiomycota; Malasseziomycetes; Malasseziales; Malasseziaceae. The record is from RefSeq and is a predicted model, not a curated record. Gene Ontology annotation, cellular component: fungal-type cell wall. The transcript has a single exon. Gene Ontology annotation, biological process: fungal-type cell wall polysaccharide metabolic process.
AUGAAGUUCCUUUCCACUUUUGCCGCGGCUACCUCUGCCGUCGUCGUUCUUUCUGCCGCCCCUGCCUCGGCUAAGUUCGGCAACGGCCUGCCCUGGGCUGCUGACAACACCUGGGCGAAGAAGAUCCCCGAGGGCGCCAUCUCUUGGUACCACCACUGGGAGAGGGGAUACGUCCCGGACAUGCCCAAGGGUGCCGAGUACGUGCCCACCUUCUGGGGUCCCGAGAAGUGGGACGACUGGAACCAGCGCAAGGACGAGAUUUCCAAGCACAACUCGAAGCACAUCCUUGCCUUUAACGAGCCUGACGUUGCUUCGCAGGCCAACAUGUCGCCUGAUGAAGCUGUCAGCCUGUUCAUGAAAGAGCUCCAGCCUUACGCUGAGCAGGGCAUCCGCGUCAGCUCGCCUCAGAUGGUCUUCAACAUGGACUGGCUCAACCAGUUUAUGAACAAGUGCCACAGCGCCGGCUGCAACGUGAGCUUCAUGGCUCUCCACUGGUACGGUUCGUACAAGGACAUGGACAAGUUCAAGCACUGGGUGAAGAACGUCCACAAGAAGUUCAACCUCCCCGUUUGGGUCACCGAGUUCGGUAUCACUGCCGAGUCGAACCCCAGCCAAGACCAGGUCAACAAGUUCGCCGACGAGGCGAUCAAGUGGAUGGCCAAGCAGGACUAUGUUGAGCGCGCUGCCUGGAACGGUUGCUACGACAUCUCGACUCCUCCGGACCAGUACGCCACUCCUCUGAACGCCAUGUUCAACAACGGUGGCUCGUUCCGUCAGCUCGCCAACAUUUGGCUCCCUGCCCUCGCUGCCGCCGGUCUUAGCCACAAGGAGAACCACUCGUCGGGUAACUCGCGCCGUCACGCCCAGAUGAUCAAGCGCUCGCCUUCGUUCAAGGCCGAGACUGCUAAGCGUAACAACAAGGCCGAGAAGAAGGAGCGCAAGCCUGCCUACUCGUUCGGCCCCGGAAAGAAGCCGCUGGUUCGGAUUGCUUUCCCUAAGCUCUAA